AUGGAUAAGCAUGGAGUGAAGACUCCCUUGUGGAAGAAGGAACUGGUAGAGCCGCAGGCCAGAGAGGCUGCGGCGGCGGAGGAAGAGGAGGAGGAGGGGUUGGAGGAAGAGGAGGACGACGACGACGACGAGGAGAGGCCGCGGGAGCAGACGGCGGCCGAGGGCGAGGCGCAGUGCCGGGAGGCGGAGGGCGGCGAGGGUCGUGAGCGGGGCUCCGUGUCCUACUGCCCGCUGCGCCAGGAGUCCAGCACCCAGCAGGUGGCGCUGCUGCGGCGCGCGGACAGCGGCUUCUGGGGCUGGCUCAGCCCCUUCGUGCUGCUCGGCGGCCUGGCGGCUCCGGCGGACAGGAAGCGGAGCCUCCAGGAGCCGCCGUGCGUGCUAGAGACGCGGCGCCGGCCGCCGCGCGCCGGGGGCUGUGCGCGCUGCGAGAUCCUUUUCUGCAAGAAGUGCAGGAACCUGCACAGCCACCCGGCCUACGUGGCGCACUGCCUUCUGGAACACCCGGAUCUGCGUGAGGCGCGGGCUUCGGGGGGCGCGGGGGCCGCCGGGGGCCCCUGA
This is a messenger RNA of Lynx canadensis (Canada lynx), 558 nucleotides long. It is a transcript of the gene PGBDF, whose product is annotated as chromosome E1 C17orf50 homolog. NCBI's taxonomy places the organism in Eukaryota, Metazoa, Chordata, Mammalia, Carnivora, Felidae. The record is from RefSeq and is a predicted model, not a curated record. The coding region runs from base 1 to 558 and encodes 185 amino acids. The transcript has 3 exons.